GCUCAGUGAAAAAUAUAAAUCUUCUCAUCGCUGAAAAUCUUCAAUGAAGAAGGAAACAUUAUUGAAGAUAAUAACAAGCAUUUUCAAAGACACUGUUUUGUCAGACCCCUGCACCGAUGAUGUACCUCCUCCUCCUAUUCUUAUUGACAAAGACCCCAUCUACAGGGAACGGGUCAUUCUGGACUCUCGGUGACGAGGCUGGCGGCUAGAAUACCUCGUAUACUGGGAGGACUAGGGCCCCGAGGAACAGUCGUAGGUUCUCCGUGAGGACAUCUUAGAUCCAGCUCUACUUACCCAGUUCCACUCCAACCACCCCGAUUGCCCCCAGACCUUGAGGGAGACCUUUCCGCCGUACUUACCCUUUCCCAACUGCCUUCGAGAGCUGCCUCGGGAGGAGGGGAUACUGUCAGGAUCCCAUCUCCACAACCAUCAACCUCAUCGUUCACUCCUCCCACUCGUUCACAUUCCCCUGACACUCCCGCGCCUCCCCUCCCUUUCUCUCUCAUGUUAAGUGCACCGCGUGCCUCUUUCUACACAACAUAGUGAAAAGGUGGCGGUGUUUUCAAUGUCCGUUCCUCCGUAUACUUUCUUUUUCGCGUAAACGUCAACAGUCACAGAUGCUACUGACAGAGAAGACGGCAGAUCGAGUUUAUAAUGACUUGACGAAAGAAAUUUACAACAAUGGGCAACAGUGUGUCUGCUCUAAAAGACCAUGGCUACACAUUAGUGAGUGAAGAAAAGAACAUGAUCCUGGUAAAAAAUGAAGCUGGUGACCUGUUUGUCAUUAAAAAGUUGAGCGCUAACCAGGAUGAAUUAAAAUGUCUCCUCCAGCUCAGUCAUCCCCACAUCGUCCAUCACAAGGAAAUCAUCACAGAUUCAGACUGUUCAUAUCUUCUUCUGGAGCACUGCAAAGGUGGAGAUCUUGCUCAGAAAAUCAAAAUCAAAAAGAAGGAAACGGAUCAAUUUUCUGAGAAUGAGAUUCUAGGCUGGAUUGUGAAGAUCUGCAUGGCUUUGAAAUACCUGCAUGAUAAACAGAUCCUGCAUAAAAACCUGCAGCCAGAGAGCAUAUUCUUCACUACAUUUGGAACCCUCCGUCUUGGCGAGUUUGGAGUAAUUCAUCAAUGGUCUACUGAAAUGCCACCAGUAGAAAAUAAACCUUCAUAUGCUGCACCUGAGAUUUUGAGUGGCAAACCUUAUGAGGAGAAAACUGAAAUAUGGAUGUUGGGAUGUCUCCUCUAUGAGCUUUGCAUGCUGAAGUGUAUGUUUCCAGUUGUUGGGAAGACACUCAUAUCCUCUUAUGAAACUCUUCCUCUGACCUUCUCUGAGGAUCUUCGUCAGCUGAUAAAAGACACACUUCAACCUGAUCCAGCAUGCCGUCCAUCUGUCAGCGAGAUCUUAACCAGACCUUUUAUUAUUAAUCAUCUUCGGGAAAAGAUUUUGCUAACUAUUAAGACUCUUAAUAAGAAACUAGAGGACCUAAGAGCACUAGCUAAUAAUUUGGAAAGAGUCCAUUUCAACACAACCGUAGGCAGUCUCACUGGAGGUGUAAUGGGAUUGGCUGGAGGAAUCACAUCUGUGGUGGGACUUAUUCUCUCUCCGUUCACUCUUGGAGCUUCUCUGAUAGUAACCGGAGUGGGAAUCGGCACGGCAGUAGCUGGAGGAGUAACUGCUGGUACCUGCAACAUAACAAACAUGGUUAACCGGCACACAAACCGGCAAAAGAUCAAAAUGCUCAUAAAAGAGUUCCAAGAAAAGAUUUUCUCUACAGGUUGCUGCAUUCAAAACAUCCAAAUAGCUGCGGAAACUUUAAAAAGACAGUUUUCCACAAGCGAUGAUGCAUUUUCCAAUGCACAACCAGGGGAAAAUGUUGGAGCUCUACUUGGACAAGGACUGGGAGCAAUUCCAGAGAUUUUCCAUCUAAUUGAAAUUGCAAAUAUUGGGAAGGUGGCUGCAAGAGCUGUUCAUGUGGCUGAAGCGGCUUCAGUAGUUUUGUCUGCACUUUCAUUAGCUGUUGAUGUCUUCUUUGUUUUUCUCGACUCUAAAGAAAUCCACAACAUCCAUCAAGAUAAAGCUUUAAAAGAGAGGGGAAAAGCAUCAGCAUCCACCACCAACCAAAACACUGAGUUGACAGACAAGACAUCAAAUAACAGCGACACAACAAAUCUGUUGGCAGAAGAGCUGAAGUCUGAGACCAUGAAAUUUGUAGCAAAAAUAAGGAAGACCACAGAUGAGCUUCAGACAAUUCUGGAUACACUACAAGACAUAAUGCAACCAAUCUCUGAGACACCAAACAACAACAACUAAAAAUUGUUAGUUAAGAUCAGUGUUUUCUUUAGUCAUAAAUUGAUUAUAGUUGUAGCAAUGGUUAGGUUUAUAUUCUGGGUUUCCAUGAUCAAAUACCAUAUAAAAUAAAAUAAUGCUCAUUCACAGGGAGUACAACAAGCUGAAAUGCUUCUGUUGUGACUUUCUUACCUUUAUUUCCUUGAUAUUUAGGAAAUCAGAAAUCAUAGCACCUUUUUUUGUCUUUAUAUGUUUGUGGUUUCUUAAUGUAAUUUUCUUUCACUUGCACUAAAAUAAACGUAUUUUGAUUCAAUUCA
Paramisgurnus dabryanus is the source of this 2597-nucleotide messenger RNA. RefSeq lists its product as uncharacterized. The record is from RefSeq and is a predicted model, not a curated record. Gene Ontology annotation, molecular function: protein kinase activity; lipid binding; ATP binding. Gene Ontology annotation, cellular component: extracellular region; membrane. Gene Ontology annotation, biological process: lipid transport; protein phosphorylation; lipoprotein metabolic process. NCBI's taxonomy places the organism in Eukaryota, Metazoa, Chordata, Actinopteri, Cypriniformes, Cobitidae.